This is a messenger RNA of Archocentrus centrarchus (flier cichlid), 1680 nucleotides long. RefSeq names its product mitochondrial ribosomal protein L37 (gene mrpl37). Gene Ontology annotation, cellular component: mitochondrion; ribosome. NCBI's taxonomy places the organism in Eukaryota, Metazoa, Chordata, Actinopteri, Cichliformes, Cichlidae. The transcript has 8 exons. Bases 115 to 1428 code for a protein of 437 amino acids. The record is from RefSeq and is a predicted model, not a curated record. Gene Ontology annotation, molecular function: structural constituent of ribosome. Gene Ontology annotation, biological process: translation.
GAAGAAGAAGUGUCAUGGCGGUGUCCUACAGCUUAGUUACUGACAGGGAAUGAGUUAGGGGAGAGUUGCCGCUUUAUUCUUGAAGACUCAACAAGAAGCAAAACGAGAGGCGAUAUGUUUUGUGAAACGGCUCAGUGUUUAAAAACGGCGGCUCCGCUGCUCUCUCACACCGCCUUUGUGAGGGAUUUGAGACGGCUGUCGGCACAUGGGGGAGCCGGCUGCCUGCAGGCCCGGAGACACCUCACUGUCAGCCGCUGUCUUACAGCCAAGGUCCCCCCUCCGCGGAAACCCAGGGAGAAGGUCGAAAUCCCCGGACUGGAGAUGGUCACAUACGAAGAGAGGAUGCACUAUAUCCCGGGGCUGGCUAAGCCUGCUUACAAGGACUGGGAGAGGGACUACAAGGACCCUCGAUAUUACAAGUCUCCCCCUGCUCACGAAAUGGCGUUGUAUAAAGACAAACCGUGUUAUAUAUUCAACCAGAGGACCAGCGCGCUGGAAGGUGUGCGUCAGGCUGCAUGGUUGACCAAAACCAAGGUGAUUGCAGGUCUCCCUCCACAGAUCCUCUCCCUUGCAGAGAAUCCCGAAAAUCAGAUACCAAAUCAGGAAGAGCGUGUACAGAACGCCAUCAGACAUGCUCGCUUCUGGGACACGACAGAGGAUCGACCACGUAAAGAGAAAUACAGCAACACUCUGCUCCUCAACCUGCUGCAUCUGUGUGCGACUCUACAGUCCAGUCACCCGGCCAUCAGCAGGAGGAUGCUUGAAGAGAACUACUCGUUGGCAGCCACAUGGAAGAGAGGUGAGGACCUCUUCCAGAUAAGGGGUCAGAACGGUUUACUGCACAACAGCAUGGAUCCUCUCCCAGAGGUUUCUGGUAAACAGGAGGUGGCCGACACAGCAGAUCACAUCCUGGACACCUUCUACCCUGUCUCCCCCACCAUUGACCUCCAGAAGGUACAUGUGUACAAGGAGGAGGUAAACUGCACAGGUUUCAGAGGCGACUACCCUUACCCUCAUGCCCACACGCUUUACUUCCUGGAGUCAGUCGAUCCUCGCUGUAAGCUCCACCCUGAGCCGUUCAGAACCAAGAUGAUCAUGUUCACCUUUGGAAACGCUCUGGCCCGUGCACACAAGCUAUACGGGAUUCAGCCCCAGCGAGUUUUGGACCGUCCUGUCACAGUGCAGGCAAUCGGGACCAACGGUAGAAUUUUCCAGUUUAUGGUUUUCCAGCUGAAUACCACAGACUUGUCAGGAGAUGACGGAAUUAAAAACCAGUUGUGGCUGGAUGAAGAUGUUGAGCUGUAUGAUUUUGCAAAAGUCCGGCCGCUCAUCAAAAAGAAGCAAGUGAAGAUACCAGCUGGUCUGGCAGGAUACAAGCCUGAAACAUUCAGGAAGUUCUUGGCACUGUACCUGCAUGGAGCUGUAUAGGCCUCCUGCACACCUCAUAAAUCUGUUGUGUGUUUGUGUGGAUGGACACACGAUUAGCAGUGAGUUGCUUGUAAAGCAGCAUCUAAUGAAAACAACUCAUUUUCCUUUAGCUUGUUGUGUUUCAUGGACAGUUCAAACUGACUAGAAUGAACUCUGUCAUUCUCACACACAGACUCCAUCUCCAGCUUAAUAACUUCUGAAUAUGGCUUCUUGCGCUCCACAUUUCAUCUGAAUAAAAGCUGCUUUUCUUAA